Messenger RNA from Lepisosteus oculatus (spotted gar), 1223 nucleotides. The record is from RefSeq and is a predicted model, not a curated record. Lineage: Eukaryota; Metazoa; Chordata; Actinopteri; Semionotiformes; Lepisosteidae.
CACACCAAAGAACAUGGCUGCUUUCAGAGAUGCAGAUACUUUAUUGAGGACGAGGAGGAUCGUGCUGAUUGGGAAAACAGGAGUGGGCAAGAGUGCUGUGGGCAACACCAUCCUGGGCAGACAGGCCUUCACAUCAGAGCUCUCCUUCUCAUCUGUGACUUCUCAAUGUUUGAAAGAGACAGGAGCCGUUAAUGGCACGCCUGUCGCUGUGAUAGACACUCCAGGAAUAAUAGACACUAAAUUUUCUGAAGGGGAGAUAGUGAAGGAGAUCGUGAGGUGUGUUCAGGUCUCAGUUCCAGGACCACACGCCUUCCUGCUGGUCAUUCAGAUCGGCCGAUUCACCGCAGAGGAGAAGAACGCAGUGGAGGCUCUGCAGGAGCUCUUCGGAGAGAAAGUUCACGAGUACAUGAUAGUCCUGUUCACCUACGGAGACAGUCUACAGGGAAGAGACAUCAAGGAGUUUGUUGACAAGGCCAGCCCAGAGCUCAGGAGUGUGAUCGAGAAGUGUGGGAACAGGUACCAUGUUUUCAACAACAGAGACCAGAGUGACCGCACUCAGGUGAGAGAGCUGCUGGACAAGAUCGACAGCAUGGUGGAAGACAACGGAGGAGCCCACUACACCCAGGAGAUGUACGAAGAGGCAGAGAAACUGAUCAGACAGAAGGAGGAGGAGCUGAGGAGAGAAUACGAGGAGAAGAGACAGAGACGGGAGGAAGAGCUGAAGAAGAAACUGAGCCGAGAGAUAGAAGACAACCUGAAGGAUGAAUACAGGAAGAAAUAUCUGAGUGAUGUGGAGACACUGCGUCAGGAGUAUGAGGAGAAACUGAAGGAAGAGUCUGAAAAGUCACUGCUUGCAUUUCUUUUUCAGAAAAUGUUAAAGUUAUGGAAAAAAUUUAAACAAUGGAUAUAAAGUAGAUAAUACGGUGAACAUAAUUGUCAUCAUUGUGACCUGCACUUGAAAGUAAAUAAAAUUAUUUGCAAUUGAGAUCAAUUCUAAGAAAAACAGACUGGGCUUUAAAAAGUUUCAUAAACAUUUAUGACAAUAGUGAAAAUCAAAUUAGGUGAACCAUAAAGUUCUAAACUCUGAAAUGGUAAACAGAGACCGAGUGUCUUGGCAUUUAUAAAUUUGUAAAAACAAAACCAGAAAGCAAAACCUGUCUACAAAUGAUAUAUUUGUAACUCCUGCUUCUUUUCUGAGUACUUCAUGAAAGAUCUGCCUACUC